Messenger RNA from Thamnophis sirtalis, 2590 nucleotides. NCBI's taxonomy places the organism in Eukaryota, Metazoa, Chordata, Lepidosauria, Squamata, Natricidae. The record is from RefSeq and is a predicted model, not a curated record.
AGCCGUGAGUUUUACGGAAGGAGUGGCUCAGCCUCCCACUUUAAGUCUGCAACGGCCCCAGCCACUCCGACUGAGAAACAGCCUCUUCUUCCUGCCUCCAGGCGCCCCUCCCCGCCCGUCAGUAUGCGCGACACCUACGGCACAUCUUCGCUCAGCAGCAGCAGCAACUCCGGCUCCUGUAAGGGCAGCGACAGCAGUCCCACACCAAGGCAGGGAUGGCGAGAUUGAAGACCUGAAGACCCAGCUCUCCCGGAUGCAGGAAGACUGGAUUGAGGAGGAGUGUCACCGUGUGGAGGCCCAGCUGGCCCUCAAAGAAGCCCGGAAAGAGAUUAAGCAGCUCAAGCAGGUCAUCGACACCGUCAAAAACAACCUGAUCGAGAAAGACAAAGGCCUCCAAAAGUACUUUGUGGACAUCAACAUUCAGAACAAGAAGCUGGAGACGCUGCUGCACUGCAUGGAGGUGGCGCAGGACGGGACGGUCAAAGAGGAAGGGCACGCUGAGUCAGCCGGGGGGUCCCCUGCCCGCUCCCUCACCCGCAGUUCCACGUACACCAAGUUGAGUGACCAGGGAGCGACGGACAGGAACAUCGGUGGCUCUCAAACCAUCUCGGUGGACGACGGAGCUGAUAGCGGCUUCGUGGCUGCCGAGAACUCCUUGAGCCGGACAGAUUUGCUGGACCACAGCAGCCUCCUGUCCUCAGGGGUGGAGUGUGGCCCCGACGACGCCUCGUCCCUGCACACCUCCUACACCUUGGGGUCCCAGAUGCCCACCAGCUCCACGUACGAGAAGCUGCAGAGCGUGGAAGCCGCCGUACAAGCCAGCUGCAUGCAGGAACAAGCCAUCCAGACAGACUUUGGACAUUACCAGCCAGAUCUGGACACCAUCUUGGAGAAGGUCAUGAAGUCUCAAGCGGGCAGCCUCGCCAGCCCCACCUCGGAGUGGCCCUCGGAGAUAGAGGAAGUGACCGAGCCCACCAGCUUCGAGAGUGGUGUCGCCAACUGCUCGAACCCCACGGACACGACGGCCCCCGAACCCUUCUCGGUUGUCGUGGUCAGUGCGGGAGAAAAGCCCGAUGGCCAGCCGGCCUCGCAAAACCCAGCCGUGCAUCAGCCGUGCAGCGCCAGCCCUUCCGUGAGCAUCGUCUGCACCCCUGAAGACGAGGCAACCGAUGAAGGAGAGGACACUGCAGGGGCAGCAGCCCCAGCGGAGCCCAAAACUUACUGGAGCCGCCACUUCCUUGUAGAUCUCUUGGCGGUGGUCGUGCCAGCUGUGCCUACAGUCGCCUGGCUGUGCCGUUCGCAGCAGAGGCAGGGGCAGCCCGUUUACAACAUCAGCUCUCUGCUGCGGGGCUGCUGCACCGUCGCCCUCCACUCGAUCCGGAAGAUCAGCUGCCGGUCGGUCACCAAUGUGAACAGCUCCUGCUCUCAGCCAUAACUUCUUCCUCCUCCCCCGCCAAACCAGCUCUUUCAUGUGCACGCACAUCUGCUUUGUUUCCCUCAGAGCCAUCCAGGUUUAGGGGGGAACCACGAUUGUAAAUCCCCCGUUACGCACACUUGAAUUUCUCUUCCCUGUGAACCCUGAUUUAUUGAGCGCACAGGCGGGCCUCGACCGCCAUCUGAUGUGCUGGAUCUUGACUUAUGCAAAUCGCUCGGGAGAAGCCAUCGCUGCGGUGACCCCUGGCGCAGCGUGGACAGGACAGGACCGUCUUCUCGCUAAGAAACCAUUUUCUUUCAGGGAUGCUGCUGUUGAAAACUUUGCUUUAGGAAAAGGUGCGUCGUGUUUCCCUACACGAUUGGCUGACUCACUUCUCCCUCUUCCGAACAUCUGAAUGUUUUUUGAGUGAUGCAGAAAAGGUUACUCCGUUGCCACGGCCUCCUCCCUCUUCUCCCUUUCCUGCUUUUCCCAAGUUUCAUCCUCUAACCAGCCCUGAGACUACCUCACCUUCCCUAAACCCUUGCCCAUCCUGCUUUAAGUCCAGGUCCAUCCAUGUUCUUCACCCGACAGGGACCUUCUCUUGCAGCAUGGCUGGCUGGGGAAUUCCAGGAGUUGAAGUCCACCAUCUUCCAGUUGCCAACUUUGGAAAACACUGCAAAAGAAGAAGGACGGUGUGUAUUUUGCAGAGAGGAGGCAGAGGACAUGUUGAAAAGGUGUUUGCGACAUCAGCUCUCCAAAUUCCACUGGUCCCCUUUUCUGUCCACCCACAAAUUUCCAGAGGUCUGACUAUCUUCUGUCUCGUUGCAAACCGCCGGCUUCUUCCCCUUGUUUCUUGUUAUCUGAGACAGGGAUCCCUAACCCUCCCUGGUCUGCAGACUGGACCCAGUCUGUGGCCCCGUUGGGAACUGGGCUGCGCAAAGCAGUGGGCAAGGGCGCAAGUGUGCGAAGCUCCAUUUGCCAAAGCGGAAAGCACGCAUGCAAAACCAUCCCCUGUCCCCCACCACAACCGCCGCCGCCACUGCCAAUCUGGGGAGCCAGAAAGGUUGGGGAUGACACAUCUAAAAGAGAUAAAAUAGAGAGGAAACCCCACUCCCUUCUAGCACUGAUGACGUUAUCGAGUUGGGUCAUGAAACGUCUUCAAGAAAACCACCAAGC